AUGCAUAUCCCUCAACCAGAUGAUAACUCAGAGAGACCAUACGAUGAGGUCGUCACGCUCAUAGUCGACUAUGUCUACGACUAUGAAGAUAUUUCAGAGGCAGCUUUGGCUCGAGCCAAGUUGGCUCUCAUUGACUCCCUGGGCGUUGCCAUCGAAAGCCUUACCAAGAGUAAAGAAUGUGCCGCUCUGGUGAAGCCAAUCCUGCCGGGGGCAGUCUCGGUCGUUGGUGGUUUCCGACUUCCAGGCACGACAUACUCCUUGGAUCUUUUGCAAGGGGCUUUCGACAUGGGGGCAAUGAUUCGCUACCUCGACCACAAUGAUGCAUUUGCCGGUGCAGAGUGGGGGCACCCCUCUGACAAUCUAGGGGCGAUUAUUGCCACUGCGGAUGUUUUGACGAGAGAGGCACUAGCGCAGGGCAAAAGCGAUAGUGUCAUCACAAUCAAGCAAGUCUUGAUCAGUUUGAUCAAGGCGUACGAGAUUCAGGGCGUAUUCCAAAUCAAAAAUGCAUUCAACCGCGUCGGACUUGAUCAUACCAUUCUAGUCAAGGUCGGAUCGACUGCUGUUGUGUCCUGGAUGAUGGGCCUGAGCCGCGAACAAGCGCGCUCGGCAGUAUCCCAUGCCUGGGUCGAUGGCCAUCCGCUGCGCAUCUUUCGUCAGGCUCCCAACGCAGGCCCACGCAAGGGAUGGGCGGCGGGCGACGCAUGUAUGCGCGCAGUGCAUCUGGCAGCCCUGGCGCGAGCGGGCCAGCCGGGAAUCCGGACCUCCUUGACCGCGCCACGAUGGGGAUUCUAUGAGGUGCUCAACAAGGGACAGCACUUUCAGCUGCCCAAGGGAUUCGGCACAUGGGUCAUUGAAAAUUCCGUCUUCAAGGUCUUGACUGCCGAAGGACACGGCCUGACCGCGGUGGAAGCGACUAUGGCAGCCAGCAAGGAGCUGCAGGCGCGUGGCCUUGACCCCAUUCAGGACAUCAAGAGCAUUCGUGUACGAACUCAAGAGCCAGCCAUGAUCAUCAUAAACAAGAAAGGCCCUCUCAACAACCCAGCUGAUAGGGAUCACUGCUUGAGGUACAUGAUGGCUGUCGUAUUGCUGAAGAAUGGGGUCGAGGUUGAGACUGAGGACUAUCAGGAUGACAGCCCUUGGGCUACGGAUGCUCGAGUGGAGAAGUUGCGAUCCAUUAUCAGUAUGGAGGAAGAUGUCCAAUUCACACGGGACUACCAUAAUCCCGAUAUACGCAGUGUAGGCAGCUCCAUGGAGUUCUUGCUUCAGGACGGCACAACGAUUGUAACACGGCAAGAUUUCCCAUUGGGCCAUCCCGCCCGUGGCGAUGAGACCAUUCCUCUUGUGCGGCAGAAGGCAGUUCGCAACUUGGCUCUGGGUUUCUCUCAGGAUCAAGUCGAUGGUAUUAUGGCAACUCUUGAUCAAGCAGAUUUCGAGUCACUUCCUGCAAGCACGUUCAUAGACUUAUUUCAAAAGUGA
This is a messenger RNA of Pestalotiopsis fici W106-1, 1476 nucleotides long. RefSeq lists its product as uncharacterized. NCBI's taxonomy places the organism in Eukaryota, Fungi, Ascomycota, Sordariomycetes, Amphisphaeriales, Sporocadaceae. Gene Ontology annotation, molecular function: 2-methylcitrate dehydratase activity; 2 iron, 2 sulfur cluster binding. Bases 1 to 1476 code for a protein of 491 amino acids. The transcript is spliced from 2 exons. The record is from RefSeq and is a predicted model, not a curated record.